This is a messenger RNA of Verruconis gallopava, 1585 nucleotides long. RefSeq lists its product as uncharacterized. The transcript has 2 exons. The coding region runs from base 350 to 1480 and encodes 376 amino acids. The record is from RefSeq and is a predicted model, not a curated record. NCBI's taxonomy places the organism in Eukaryota, Fungi, Ascomycota, Dothideomycetes, Venturiales, Sympoventuriaceae. Gene Ontology annotation, molecular function: hydrolase activity.
AAUACGCCAAAGAUGACAGUGGAAGUCCGUGCAGCGUCUGUGCCUCGGUACAAUGUGCACAUCAGCUUCAGCUCAUGUGGACUCUUCGACCAUUGCGUGCGUAAGAACAGCGAUUGAGCUUCAGCCGCCGGAUGAGAGAUCAUGCAUGCGUUCAUGUGAGCAAGAGUCCGCGAGCCGCCCUCUGAGCAUGCUUUUGAAAGCCAAUCACUGAAGUGCCAUCCAAGUCAAUCGAUCCCUCUCGUCCUCGUACUACAUCUAGACCAAUCCUAGUCCAACUGCUGCCCCCCCUUCUCUCUCUCUCUAACAUAUCGCUUUCAACCCACAACGUCAGCGGCCUUGCCACGACACUAUGGCGGGACUCCUUACAUACCAGCCCUUCAAGGCCAUAUAUGCCCUCCUCGCGGCGGCAUUCGAGGCUGCAAGGUUCCCUCUAUGGAUUCUUCUCUACAUAUCCUCCAGUGGUCGGCCGCACAAGAAAUGGACGUUACGGCAAGCAAUUGGUGUACGGAUAAUACGGCAGUUUGUGUACCACAGCGCCGCUGUUGAGGUUGUGACCCCGUACAAUUUGAAGCCGGGCAGCGAGAAGGAACGUUUCGUGACCUGUGAGCCAGCGCCCGGCAGCAUGUACAAAGGGCCGCUCCAAGACAAGCAAAUCAAGCCUCUCACAACUGGCGGGACGUGGACUCCAAAGCCGAUCACGCCGGCAGAGAUUGAGACGGGAAAUAUUGACGUCGUUUUACAUUUCCAUGGUGGCGCAUACGUUCUGGGUGACGGCAGAGAUGCGGACACAUCGUUUUUGGCAAAGACACUUCUAAAGCAUGCGCGCGUCACCCACGUUUUCACGCCAAACUACCGACUCUCCUGCAACGCUGGUGGUCGUUUCCCAGCCGCAUUCCAGGACGCGGUGACGUGCUAUUACCAUCUCGUCAAGACUCUCAAGAUUCCAUCCGAUCGAAUCACUAUCUCUGGUGACAGUGCGGGUGGCAACCUGGCAUUCGCGCUGCUCCGAUACCUCACCGAGUAUGGCAAAGACGUCGGUCUUCCGUUACCAGGCUGCGCAUGGUUUUGGAGUCCCUGGGUCAAUGUCGAGGAAGCUCGCAACCCAGAAGCUCUUCAUAAUUCCAAGCAGUACAGUACGGACUAUUUGACCGCUCCAUUCGCGAUGUGGGGAGCUCGCAUGUUUGCUCCACUCGACCAAGGCCUAGACACCACUUCCCCCUACAUCACACCCAUCGGCCAUCCGUUUAUGACGCCUGUCCCGAUCUGGGUAUCCACCGGUCGUGCGGAGGUGCUGUAUGAUGACAACAAAGCAAUUGCCGAGCAGUUCGAGAAGCUUGGAAACAAGGUUAGCCUUCACGUCAUUGACAACGUCCCCCACGACAUUAUUCUGCUUGGUCACAUUUUAGGAUUCACGAGGGAGGCCGCGGCUGCGGCGAAGAAUGCUGGCGAGUUCCUCCAGGCUGAGAGGGCCAGGCUUUGAUCACAAGGAGUGCAAGACAAGCGUUCGAUUGCGGAUAGACUUAGGGAGGCAGUAAAAUGGGGCAUAUUCCCUGCUGUCAUCGGGCAAUAUUCAUAUUCAACCCUA